Scheffersomyces stipitis CBS 6054 is the source of this 963-nucleotide messenger RNA. Its product is annotated as endonuclease/exonuclease/phosphatase family protein. Bases 1 to 963 code for a protein of 320 amino acids. Gene Ontology annotation, molecular function: 3'-5'-RNA exonuclease activity. The record is from RefSeq and is a predicted model, not a curated record. The transcript has a single exon. Lineage: Eukaryota; Fungi; Ascomycota; Pichiomycetes; Serinales; Debaryomycetaceae.
AUGGGAAUCUCCGCUCUCUUCAGGAAGGCUGCCAGACUGAAGUCUAACGGGAAUCCCAUUUCUUCAAGUACCGGCACAUCCCAAAACCCCACAAUUAGCCAUGGAGACAGGGCUAGCGAUGCUCAUCUUAGCCAAAAGGAACAAACAACUAAUUCUAACCCCAGACGCAAAUCUGUAGAGCCUGUAACGAUACAAUUGUAUUCGCAUAACAUACGUUGCGACACCUGGAACCUCAAACGGAAUGAAGAGUCUUGGGCAAAGAGGAGAGCCAGAGUUAUAGACUGUAUUACCCACUGUUCAGCUCAUCUUCCCACCAUAGUGGGUCUCCAAGAAGUCAAGAAGAACCAGUUGGACGAUAUAAUCCAAGGUUUAGGCUCUGGAUGGGACUACUUUGGCGUUGGUAGAGACGAUGGCAUUGAUAAAGGAGAAUUUGCACCCAUUUUCUACAAAUCAUCGGAGUGGCAGUUAGUAUCUGGAACCACAUACUGGUUGAGCGAAACACCUGCUAAGCCAAGUAAAGGCUGGGACGCAGCACUACCCCGUAUAGUAACCUCCAUAAUAGUUAAACACAAGCAGCUGGGUAGGGAAAUCAAAUGUAUGAACACCCACUAUGACCAUAAAGGAAAAGAAGCCAGAAACAACUCUUCCAGAAUGAUAAAAGAACUAGCUUCUGACCAUAGCCAUGUAUGCUGUGUACUUGGAGACUUCAACGCUGAACCUGACCAUGUGGCCUAUCUGAUUCUUGCAUCAGGCAACUUGUUGGAUACAGCUACAAAUUGUUUUAAGAGAGAUGGCUUUCAGUAUACUUUCUCUGGUUUCAGCAAGGAAGAAAGUGAAAGUACCAUAGAUUAUAUCUGGGUAACACUUCCAGCUCGUAUCCUAAAGUUCCAUGUGAUGAAUAAUGAAUUCAAUGACAGAAACUUCUCCGACCACCGUCCUCUCAGUACAAUUAUCCAAAUCUAG